AUGCGUGUUUUUGGCUUUUUGAUUCUCUCAGGGUCUUGUCAAGACUAUCAAAGCCGAAAUUACGGCUCUUACCUAAGUCCAAGAGACGUCGGCGAAGAAACAUUCGACAUCUGCUCAAGAUGGAUUUACGAUGCUCUUCGCUGCGAACCCCCACGAGGAAAAACUUCGAAAUACAUUCAUCGCUUUCAAAAAGUCAUCGGCGACGCUCUCUGGCAUGUUGAAUCCACGUACAAAUGCUCGGUCAAUCGAGGAGAAUAUGACGAGAAAAGUAAUGAGUACGAGUACGAAUAUGAAGGCGAUGCGGUUGUGGCAAGUGAUGGGGAUAUAAGAAAGUUUGAAGCAAGAUCGCAAAUGGGCCUCGGGCGAGUGAGAAAUGAUGACCUAAGAUCCCAGUGCAUCGAAAGUUUUGCCCGAUUCUAUCAAAAAACUGACAUCACCAGUUGCCGAAAAAAGUACGCCUGGAAAGCUCGAACCGACGGAUUGACAAGACAAAUAACAAAAAUGAUGUUCAUCUGUAUGAAAUCAAACGGAUAUUGA
Oikopleura dioica is the source of this 537-nucleotide messenger RNA. The record is from the annotation of a GenBank genome assembly. NCBI's taxonomy places the organism in Eukaryota, Metazoa, Chordata, Appendicularia, Copelata, Oikopleuridae.